AUGGGGUCCUUGGGCAGUCGGAUCCUGAGACGCCAUGAUUCCGAAAUAGUUGAUCUGCAUCAGCCAGAAGACCAGGCAGGUCCCAGUUGUGCAUCUGGCAGCCGUAAACGCAAACGCGAGCAGAACAGUGAGACGUCCUUGGGCUCAGAGUCUGACAACAACCGCAGUUUUCUAGAUCCAGAAGAAAAUCGACAAGAAUAUGUCAGCAAGAGGCACGGUAAAAAGGCUAAGAUCACAUCUGAGUAUGCUUACGAAACUUUUUUUUUGACUGGGGAAAACAGUGACAUUAAAAUCCGUGCCCUGGGGAAAGUAUGGUGUUUACACAAAAUGUUUUUACGUCAGUCGGGCUACUUUGCAACUAUGUUGAGAGGUUCUUUGGAAAAAUCUCGCAUAGAUAUUAUUGACCUGGAGGUUAAUGACCAGAGUAUAGACACAGAAUCCCUGCACUUUGUACUAGGCUCGUUGUACUGGGAUGAAUAUGUCUUAAGGGAGCCCCUUCGAGUUCCACGAAUUUUGGCAACAGCACGCCUGCUUCAAGUAGAGAAGUUAGUUCGGCAUUGUGGUGAGACCAUGAAGGAAACAAUUAAUGCAAAAACUGUGUGUAGCUAUUAUGCAGCAGCAGAAACCUAUGGAUUAGAGUCUGUAAAGACAGAGUGCUUCGAAUGGCUUCUCCACAAUUUGAUGACACAUCCAAGUAUUCAACUGUACAAAGAACUCAGUAUAGAUCUCAUGAAAAUGCUCAUUUCUUCUUCUAAUUUAUUAGUAAUGCAAAAGGAAAUGGAUGUGUACACCACACUUAAAGAGUGGAUGUUCAUUCGUCUUAACCCAGCUUGGAAAGGCUCAAUAAGACAGCUUUUAGUUCAUGCAAACCAAUGGUUUUCCAGGCACAGGGAAGCUGUGAAUGCCAUUACCUUUCUUGAAACCACAGAAGGCAUAGCAUUUCAACCAGUGUUUAAAAAGUUGAGGUUUCACCAUAUGAUCUGCGACCUGGCCUCCACGAGGGUUAUUGAGCAAGAUACUGUGAUACCUUCUGAAUGGUUAUCAUAUGUUUAUAAACAACAAUGGUUUACCUUGCUUAAAGCAGAACAAAACAGAGAAAUUGGGCCCCGAGACAUCAAUGAAACAGAGCUUGAAGGAUAUAGCAUGAGAUGUGGUAAAAAGAUUCUCAAAGAUGGAAAAUACUCCUGGAAGUGGUCAGGUUACAACUUUGGCUUUCCAUUACAUGUUACCUUCAACAGUCAUUAUAUAAUUUUCAAGCAAAAUACUUUCAAUCAUUCAUGUGACAAUUCAGUUUGUUUAAAAUUUCUAAGAAAUAUCGUGUUCAGAUUAACUUUGGUAUAUUUCAAUUCUAAGGGAAAACUAAGUUUCAGCAAAACAACCGGUUAUAAAAUUCUUACUUUUGAAAAGGAUGAAGAACAAGUGAUAAUGAAGUUGGAUAGCAUAGUUCUGAGAUUCCCUUUAUACAUAUUCUGUAACUUCCUGUUUAUGCCAUUAGAAAAUCCAGGAAAUUGA
Messenger RNA from Pteropus alecto (black flying fox), 1512 nucleotides. Its product is annotated as germ cell-less protein-like 1. The coding region runs from base 1 to 1512 and encodes 503 amino acids. Gene Ontology annotation, molecular function: protein binding. The record is from RefSeq and is a predicted model, not a curated record. Gene Ontology annotation, cellular component: nucleus. Gene Ontology annotation, biological process: germ cell development. Lineage: Eukaryota; Metazoa; Chordata; Mammalia; Chiroptera; Pteropodidae. The transcript has a single exon.